Messenger RNA from Pomacea canaliculata, 3266 nucleotides. Its product is annotated as zinc finger protein ZFP69B-like. The coding region runs from base 557 to 1825 and encodes 422 amino acids. The transcript has 2 exons. Gene Ontology annotation, biological process: regulation of transcription by RNA polymerase II. The record is from RefSeq and is a predicted model, not a curated record. Gene Ontology annotation, molecular function: DNA-binding transcription factor activity, RNA polymerase II-specific; RNA polymerase II cis-regulatory region sequence-specific DNA binding. NCBI's taxonomy places the organism in Eukaryota, Metazoa, Mollusca, Gastropoda, Architaenioglossa, Ampullariidae.
AUGAAGAAACUAACAGUAAAUGUUUCAAAAUAUAAAGAACAGUGUUACAAACGCAAUUUUUAAAAAGCAGCCUCGUCUUAUUUAAGUCUGUGAGCCUGAAGAAUGUUUUGUAGAAAGCGUCCUCUCUUCACCCCUUUGAAGAGGUGAUUUCUCGAUUAGCUGCUGUGAGAGGUGUGCGCUGAUGGACUGCUGGGAGGCCGGAGGGAGAGAAAGAAGAAAUGGAUGGUGCUGGUGGAAGAGUAGGGAAGAAAACGAUCCUCACCUCGGUUACAGCUCUGACUCACGAGGAUGUAAUCAAACUCUCUUGAUCUUAGCUUCCAACCAAUCGCUUUUCAACAAGUCUCCGAGCGAAGGACGAACCCGCUGACCUCGGGGCGAGACCUGCUGCGACUAAGAGUGGAAGACAGAUCCUCUUCUCAGCCUUUGACAUCUAUUGACCACCUGCCCGUCUUCCAAUCAACGGACGUACCACUCAAGCGAUGACAACGGCCCCCGUUACGUAAGAGGCAGCGAUUCCCAGGUUUUUGUUAUAGCACCAGGGACAGAGACACCAGAAAUGAAGAAGAUAAGGACUUGUGUCCAGAUUCAGUCAGACAGUACUUUAACAAUAAAAGAAGAAAAAAAAUCCCAUGUAAUCGUAGAUGAAGAGGAAGCUAUGUCUGCCAUAAACAAUCAAGUGCAGGUCUCAUGUGUGCGCAGCAUCAAGACUGAACCGAGGUCUGUAGCUGAUCUACAAGAAGACUUAAAGGAUAAUGUAAUGCUUAAGACAAGCUCAUUUUGUUCUGAUUCAGAUAUGACAUAUUGCUCACCAAUUAGCUGUAUGCAGCUUGAAAACAUUUCUGCUCCAGCUUACAUCAAACCUGAGCAUACUUGGCAUAUUCCUGAAUCAAACUGGAAACAUGAGGAUGCUGUAAAACUGGAGCUUAAUCCUCAAGAUGCCUAUUGUAUUAAAACAGAUUGCAGCCAUAAGAAUGCAGUGAAAGUGGAGUACCACUGCCAAGAUGUCACCUGUUCAAUUAAGUCUGAGCAGCAUCUUGUGAAGUGUGCAAAGAUAGAAGAGCAGCUUCUAUUUAAGCAAGAAGAACAAGAUGAUUGUCCCAUGGUGAAGACUGAGACAGGGUCGCCUGGUCAGUAUGCAAUGUGGCAGAAUAACAUUGAUGAGAAUAGUCUAGAAAUGAGUGUUGCUAGAUGCAUAACUCCUGAGGUGAAAGAAAAUCAACAUCAGACUCAUCAGACUGUUGCAGAAGUAACCAUCGAUACAGCAACAGAAAUCCACAAGAAACAAAGGAUGAUGCACUCAGAUUUGAAAGCUUACAGUUGUACUCCAUGUAGCGUUGUGUUAGAGAGAAUAGAUACUUCAAAACAGCACAAAGAAACUAACAUUAAUAAGAGAUCUCACCACAGUGUUGAAAGACCUCACCAGUGUAUUGACAAGAAACCUCACCAGUGUACUGUCUGUCAUAAAGAUUUCAGAAGAUUAGAUGCCCUAAAACUGCACAUGGCCACCCACAAUAAUGUUAGACCUUACCAGUGCAGCAUAUGUAAAAGUACUUUUAAGCUUUCAAGUCAUUUAAAACAACAUAUUGUGCCUCACAGGGAUAUGAGACCUCCGCAGUGUUAUAUCUGUCCUCUAGUCUUCAAAAAACCUCAAUAUCUCAAACAACACAUGGUGAAUCACAGUGAUGUGAAACUUUACCAGUGCAGCAUAUGUAGGAAAACGUUUAGGUGGUCAUCUGACUUGAUAAGGCACAUGCUUACCCACAAGGAUGUGACUUUUAAGCAAAAAACAAAAUACAUUAUCCAUCCUCCUCUUGGGAAUUUGUAGUCUUUGCUGAAGCUCUGACCUUUAAUCUUAAAUCUGGGCAUGAUUUUGAGUUGUCUCUUGUUUGUGUCUUCUUAUGGUCUGUGCAUGUGCAUAAUCCAAUGUGUGUAAAAUUGUCUUCAACAGAUUAUCUCAUUUGAAGAGCACAAGCAGCUUCACAGUGAUGAGAAGCCUUAGUGCAUUGUGUGUAAAAUUCCUUUUAAGUCCAUAUCUGGUUUGUAAAGACACAUGCUGAUCCACAUUAAUGUAGAAUCUCACCAGUCCUGUGUGUGUAAAGCUGCCUUAAAAUCAUCUCUCUGUUUGAAAAAGCACAUGGAGGUUCACAGUGAUGCAAAACCACCACUGAAGUGAAUGCAAAGUUUCUUUUAGACUUUUAAAAACACACAAGGUGAUUCACAAUCUUUCUAAACCUUACCAUCGCAGCAUUUCUAAAGUUGCUUUAAAGUCCUUGCCUGGGUAGAAAAUGAUAAUCUGGGUACUGGGUUGAUUAAAAACCACAUAUGGAGACUCACAAUAGUGUUUGCUGUCAUAUGCAUAGUAUUUAAAAUUGUUAUCAAGUUCCAAUCCUUGCAAGAUGAAGAAAGCUGAUUUUAGAUGAUUUAUUUUGAAAACACAUGGGCUAAUCCAUGGAGGUGUUAAGCCUUGCUAGUGCAAUGCUUGUGAGGCUUUGAUUCAGUAAUUCUAAUGCACUUGUUCAUUCACUGCUGUGUUAAAACUCACUGGUGCAGUGGGUGCACUUCUUUAAGUCAUUUUUUGGUUUAUAAUACGAUGUGGUGAUUCACAGUGAUGCUAAGCCUCUGCAGUGCAGUUCAAGAGAGCAGACCAUUUAAAGAUGCACAUGUUAAGCCACAGAGAUGUUAAAACUUUACCCUUGCAUCAUGUGUAAAACUGCUUUUAGGAACUUGUCCUCCUUCAAAAGGUACAUGCUGAUAAACAGUGAGAGGAUUGGAAAGCCUCUCUAUUGCAGUGUGUGUGUAACUGGUUUGGGGCUGUCACUUGCUGAUCCACAGCUGUUGUUCAACUCUACCAGGCCAGUAUAUUUUCUGCUACGUGUGCUUAGAUACAGGUAUCUCCUGGCUUUAAAGUCAGCAAUAGCUAAAAUUUGCAGCUUUUUGGAGUAUGUACAUAUUGACAAAUUCUUGUAAAUUGACAUUUUUGUUCUUUGAUUAAUACUCUUAUCUUGCGAUAUGGAAGCUGGAGUUGUGUCUGUGUGCGUUUGGUGGUGGGAAGGUGGAGAAUAAAAAUUGAUGGAAAGGAAGUUUUGAGAGCUGAAGGAGGCAAAUAAUAAUUUAUGUGGUCGACUUUACAAUAACCACCUCCUGCUUUUCCAUUUGUUGACUGUUUCCUUGCAAUUGUUUUUCUUUUUGAAGGUUUUAAUUUAAUUUAAUUCCUUUUCAAUACAGAUUUUUAAAAAAUUUUGUUUUGCUUCAAAAUAAAAAUAUUC